This is a messenger RNA of Pelagomonas calceolata, 441 nucleotides long. NCBI's taxonomy places the organism in Eukaryota, Pelagophyceae, Pelagomonadales, Pelagomonadaceae. The record is from the annotation of a GenBank genome assembly.
AUGCUCUGGGACGAGUUCUGCUUCGCCACGACGCAGCCGCUCCCCGACGCCGAGCUCGAGAAGCUCCAAGCCGAAGAGGCCGCGGCGCGCCGCCGCAUCUGCGAGGGCCUCUGCGGCCCGACGCUCGCGCCUCUACUCCAAGACGCGUGCGCCCGCGUCUCCACCCACCUCGACGCCGCGGCGACGGGCUGCGAGAGUUUGUUGGAGGCGACGGAAGACCGGCUCCGCGCGAUGCGCGAGGCGCCGCCGCUCGUGGAGUUCAUCCAGCGCGACUGCGUCAUCGCGGCGACGGCGCCCUUCGCGCUCAUCGCGGAGGGCCUCAACUGCCUCACCCCCCAGACGCCGCCGCCGGCCGCCCCCGAGCCCGUGGAGCCCGAGAAGCCCGACGGCUUCAUCAGUAUCGACAACAAGUUCGACGUCUUCGUCUGCACGAACGUCUAG